Dreissena polymorpha is the source of this 438-nucleotide messenger RNA. RefSeq lists its product as uncharacterized. The transcript has a single exon. The record is from RefSeq and is a predicted model, not a curated record. NCBI's taxonomy places the organism in Eukaryota, Metazoa, Mollusca, Bivalvia, Myida, Dreissenidae. Gene Ontology annotation, molecular function: hydrolase activity, acting on ester bonds. Bases 1 to 438 code for a protein of 145 amino acids.
AUGUCUGGUCUGCCAUCCAAUGUUGUAGUUGGACUGCAACCUAAACACUCAGCAAUGAGCAAUGACCGCAUUAAUCACGCACUCGAUCGCGUCCGCAAUAUGCGCAAGAGUGAAAGGGUGGUUGGACUUUGGGAAAUUGGUUUAGAUCACUCGGUGUCUGAUAAACAGUGGCCACGCCAGAAUUAUUUAGUGCGGGCAAUGCUGCACAUGAUAAGUGAUCGCCAUGUUGCGGUUGUUCGCUGUCGUGGAGCACCUGGUGACAGUGGAGUGGAGGCCUAUCUUUUGCUCCUGCACCUUCUGAGUCCCAUUUCAAGGACUCAGAGAUUCCAUGUUCAUUGUUUUACGGGCGACACCUACGUGUUAACGAAGUGGCUUGAAGCCUUCCCUUACACCUGCUUUAGUUUCAAUAGAAAUGUUCAGGGAUUUAGCCCUGAUUAA